UAGUUUUUUUAACAGUUCGUCGACUAUUUAUAUUUCUACACUUCGCGAUCGUUUGCUUUCAGAUGUGAUAGAAGUACGAAUAACCAGUUCUGUAAAUGAUUGUAACACAUUGUAUUCAAGAACACGAAAGCAAUUUCGUUUUGAAAUAAAAUCGACAUGAGUUCUACUGUUGUAUCAACUCCUAAGGGAAAAGUGAAAGGUAAAAUUGUGGACUUAAAAGUGAAGGAUGCAAAGUUGGUGCACGUAUUUCGAAAUAUUCCUUUCGCUAAACCGCCAGUAGGAAGCCUGAGAUUUAUGCCACCUCAACCAGUCGAACCAUGGAGUGGAGUCAGAGAUGGAACAGUAGCUGGUAGUGUACCGAUGUAUGCCCGCGUCAUUGAUGACAUGUUUAGACCAUAUAUUCUAUUGCCCGAUACUUGUGACAGCGAACUGAUUGUAGACGAAGAUUGUCUGCAUGUGUCUGUCUAUACUCCACAUUUAGAAAAAGACAAAAAACUCCCAGUGAUGGUGUGGUUGUUUGGAGGAGGAUUCAGCAUGGGCUCGGAACGUCUCUAUGACGGAAGUAUGCUGGCUGGAAUGAACGAUGUUGUCGUCGUUGUGCCUAAUUACCGGGUUGGGAUAUUCGGCUUUCUCUCUCUUGGACCUUCUUCGAUCUGUACGGGAAAUGCUGGAUUGUUAGAUCAACAGAUGGCAUUGAGAUGGGUGCAAGAAAACAUUGACGUGUUUGGUGGCAACAAGAAAAAUGUGACCAUAUUCGGUGAAAGUGCGGGAGGAAUCUCAGUAAACAUGCAAAUGUUGUCUCCUCUCGCACGUGGUCUAUUUCACAAAGCGAUAAGCCACAGUGGACAAGCAAUCGUGAAAGGAUUAUUCCAGACCGCUGAAAAAAAUGCCGAGAAAAUUAAAAAAUGUUUGACGCAUUUGAAGAUUGAAGAAGAAGAUGAUUGUAAAAUACUAGAAGCAUUACAAAAAAUCCCAGCCAAUGAUUUGGUAAAUGCGUCCAUGGAUUUGUCUCUACAAAAAGUCUUGUUUGUACCAACAUUUGAUGGAAACGUCUUUUCAAAAAACCCAGAAGAGUAUGUGAAAGAUAAAGAUUUUGCAAAAAUACCGUAUAUCAUUGGAUGCAAUAAAUCAGAAGGUCAUGGAAUUCUAUCAGUUUUUCUAUCACCCAAUUAUCUAACCGGAAUUGCAGAAGAAGAGGAAGUAUUCAAGGCAAUAUAUAUACCACUAUCAAAAGAGGGUUUUGAAAAGUGCAAAGAAUUCUAUCCUGCAGACGACCAAGACUUGCAAAAAUGGAGCAAACUAAUGGGAAAUAUACUCGGUGACGCAAUGUUUGUUGCACCAGCUGUAGAGAUUGCAUCAGUUCAUUCUGCUUCGGGUGCACCGACAUAUUUCUAUCACGGCGAUUUCAAUCUAAAGCUGUUUCAAGAUAAAGAAUACGGACCAGAAGUGGGUAAACGGCCAUAUUGGUGCGAUUGCGAUCAUAGUGACGACAUCCUGCUGACGUUUGGAAUACCUUUCACAACAAACAAGCUUCCAUUAGGCACAAAAUAUACCAAUGAGGAAAAAGAAAUGAGCAGACAGUUCAUGAAAUAUUUGACGAAUUUUGCUAAAACAGGAGAUCCAAAUAAAGGACAAAAAGUAGAUACGAAGUGGCCAAAGUACGUUUCCAAAGGAAGACACCUCGUUAUUGAUACUCCGCUUUCGGUCGGAGAGAAUCUAUCAGAAAAAGUAGCAAAAUUCUGGAACGAAGUGAUGCCUUCUCACAUGAUCGAUAAUUAGGUUGAAAGAAAAUAGCCGAAAAGCUUCAAUGUGACUAAUUAGAUGUUAUAGUUUGAUUCUAUUUUCCAAAAUUCAUGGCGUUGGAAGCAUUUUUGCACAUAAAAAUUGAAAAAAAAACUGAAAAGAAAGAAUACUCAUAUAUA
Molecule: messenger RNA, 1922 nt
Organism: Styela clava
Lineage: Eukaryota; Metazoa; Chordata; Ascidiacea; Stolidobranchia; Styelidae
Product: pyrethroid hydrolase Ces2e-like
Biological process (GO): choline metabolic process; acetylcholine catabolic process
Cellular component (GO): plasma membrane
Molecular function (GO): acetylcholinesterase activity
Source: RefSeq, a predicted model, not a curated record